Orcinus orca (killer whale) is the source of this 7188-nucleotide messenger RNA. RefSeq names its product chromosome 1 C1orf216 homolog (gene C1H1orf216). The record is from RefSeq and is a predicted model, not a curated record. The coding region runs from base 4791 to 5480 and encodes 229 amino acids. Lineage: Eukaryota; Metazoa; Chordata; Mammalia; Artiodactyla; Delphinidae. The transcript is spliced from 2 exons.
GCUAGGAAGGGGGUGGAACAGGCACUCCCUUCUCUCAUUCUCCCUGCAGAUCGGCUUCUCUACCUCACUCUGUUGUGGGCUCUGGGACCUUGGAUUUGGCUUCUCUGGGCUCCUGGUGGAAGAGAGGCUAUUUACCAUUUGGGUGCAUUGGGGAGAAAAAGUCUAUGCUAACUUUCAGGCUUCCAGCAUCUCCAAAACACACCUCAGUUUCUCCUUUUUCCCUUCAGGGUCAGGAGGGAGGAUGCAGGGGGGCUUGGGAAGAGAAAUUCAUCUCCCAGGUUAAUGUGGAGCAGUACAUUUGGAACUGCCCCACUGAGCUUUAAAAGCUUCCUGGGGGGCUUCCCUGGUGGUGCAGUGGUUGGGAGUCCGCCUGCCAAUGCAGGGGACGCAGGUUCGUGCAGGUUCAUGCCCCAGUCCGGGAGGAUCCCACAUGCCGCGGAGCGGCUGGGCCCGUGAGCCAUGGCCGCUGGGCCUUCACGUCUGGAGCCUGUGCUCCGCAGCGGGAAAGGCCACAGCAGUGAGAGGCCCGCGUACCGCAAAAAAAAAAAAAAAAAAAAAAAGCUUCCUGGGAGGUCCCUCAGGAGCUGUUCAGGGUGGAUGGUUCAGGGCAGGAGAGAUCUCAAACUGGGUAUAUUACAAAGAUUUUGUUGGAAAAGGAUGAUUCUAAGGCUUAAGACAAAAAAAGCUGUAAAACUUCAGAUUUGAUGUACCAGCCCCUCAUUUUACAGCUGAGAAAACAGCCAUGUUGGGGGUGGAGAAGGGACACAUCUUACCUAAGGUGAUCACACAUCAAUUUCUGGAUAGAUGAGAGUGACACUUUACCUUUAAGGGGUGGUAGAGAAAUGGAUGAACAAAACAACUAGGUCACCAGCUUCCUAGGCCUUCCUUUGCUGAGCUGAGCUAAUUCUGGAGAAUGGUUUUUUUCUGCCUUAAGGGCUCUCAGGUACUUCAAAGGUCCUCCAGGGCUCUGCCUGGCCUUAGGAGCCCAAGUAACAGUGUUCACAAUUUUAAUGUUAUUUAACAGUGUUCAAGGCAUAUUAUCUUUAUUUAACCUAAAAGAGUUAAAAUGCUUUGAUUUGUCCAAGUUCCCAAAGCUAUGUGGGAAGUUGACAGGUGAUAUGAGCUCAGGAAAAGAGAAGAAAGCAGGUCACAAUGGAGCUUGUCCCCCAGGAUUAGAUGCCUGUGCUUUGUUUUGAUGUGGAAUCUUUGGGGGCUUCCUCAGUUAUUUCCCUGCCGUUCACAGGAUGAAGCCCAAGCUCCUUGGAACGCAGGUCAAGGCCUUUCACAACUGGGCCAACUUUAUCCUCCAGCCUCACCUCCCAUCUCCAUUUCUUCCCAAGCUCCAGACACACUGGGCUCCUCUGUGUUAUCUGAACACGCACACAGCAUACAGUUUCCACUGCCUUCUGCUUUCUCUCGGUGAGCUUCUAUUCAUCCUUCAAAACCUGGCUCAAAUAUCACCUCUGUGAAGCCUUUUCCUUCCCGUCUUUUGGGCUCAUUACUUUUGCCUUCUAGCUCUGUUGUAGGACCUAUCACGUUGUACAGCCCACUCUUUUCUAUUUCCCUUUCUAAACAGAGAGCUCUCCGAGGCCACCACCACUUCUGAUUUUGCUCUUAAUCCUCAGCACAUUACCUGGCACAAAGUAGCCCUGUAUAACUGUGUCCUGAAUAUGAAUAAAUGAAUGGGAAGGGGCAAGGUCCUUGAGAUUAAAACACCUUGAUCCUAGCCAUCUCUUUUUUCCUGGGAGUACUGACAUUGAGAAAUUAUCCACCUAUAGAGGAACUCAUGCCGGUCCUAUUCCCUGAAGUAGAAAUUCCUCUCAGACUCCCUUGUCUCCUUGCCUCACAUCCCAGGCCCCUAGGGCCUGGAUCUGGCCACUCACUGCUAGCCAGUCUUGGCUCUGACAUCUGUCUGCUCACCAAGAUAGCGAAUCACUUUCCACUGCUAGAUCUUCAUGAUGGGCUGGCCUUCUGCAGAGCCCUGUUUGGGCUGGUACUGUCCAUCUCUGGUGAUUUCUGUGUCCCUGCCAGUUAAGUCCCUGCAAUCUAUGUAGCUGGGUGGACACAGCUACAGACACCCCUUCACCUGGGGUGACUGAUUCCCUGGCAUCCUGACUGAAGAAGCCUCUGGUGACUGAAUAACAGACAUCUGUAUAUCUGCUUUUCUGUGGUCAUGGAUGCCCCUGCCUUCCUGGGGGUUUUUGUUCUCCAGGCUCCCAGCUCUCUUGAAAGUCAUGGAGCUGCCAGGACCACUGUCUGAGCACUUACUGCAUUAAUUAUACGUGCUAGAGUAUCCCACCCAAGAUUAUCCUUGCCUAAGAAAAGAGAAGCUACAUUCUGAUGCCCUUGGAAUUCAAUUUACCUGUCAGGUAUUAUGUUGUUUAGAGAUAAUCAGCUUUAUAGAACAAUGGAGUGACCAACUGAUGACUCCGCUAUGUCAGGUUAUUGCACGCUGAGUAAAAUAUAGGCUUUAGAUCAACAAUCAAUAUAUAAUUCUUGUUUUUUUUGUAACCAGAAUACAUAGGAAGAGGUAGAGGUAAGUGUGGCAUGUUAUGUGAUUGUACCUAAUGACUUUCUCCGGAGAGUUUGCUUCCUGUCUCUGAUAUUCGACAUUCUGCGGUUCAGGAGGUUUUAGCAUCUAGGGAGAAAUGUUUCUAACCAGGGAAUGCAGAGACGAUUCCACUGCGUUUUGGGCUCCUCGUAAUACUAGAGGAAUAGAAGAAAGGAGGUCACACUUGUAGGCUGAUAAUGGCUAUUAAGGGGAAACAGAGUUGCUACUAGUUAAUGAGCGCUGAGAGGUGCCUCAGUGGGACCCAGGGGACCACCUUGUGCUCUUGUAUUAAUCAAGAUUCUUUUGAUUGCCAGUGAAAGAAAUUCCACUCAAGUUAGGCUUGGCAAAAUUAGGGUCUUGCUGCAAGGUAUACCAAGGCCUCAGGAAACAGGGACAGGACCAUCACCAGGACUUCUGUCUUUCUGUGUCUGUAUGUCAGCACUAUUUUCUCCUACUACAGACUGACUUCUAUUUGGCAGGAAAUGUGAUUGUUACAGCCCUAGGCUCACAUCUUCCCUGCUUUGUCUUCCUUUAAUUUUAUUUCAAAAAGUCCCAGAGAAGGACUCUGACACCUAGAGUGGGAGUCCUAUUCCUAGAUUCAUCAGGCUUCCAUAUGACCCACCUAAUUAGAGCUGGGAGAGACAGGAGAGGUAUGAGGAGGAGCUAUUCAGGGCCCACCAAACAAACAAUGAGAUUUUGUCGUGACUUUAUGACAUAGGAAGACCUGUAUCACUGCAGACCACCAAAGCUCAGAGACUUUACAAGUGAGGAUUUGGGUCACCUCAUAAGGAAAAAAACUCCAGCUGAAGGUAAGGGGAACUUGCAGUGGAUAAGGGAAAAGCGAGACUAGUUAGGCCUCAGAACCUGGUGUAGAAAUGGGGCUGAGGUCUCCACGUGUAUAUUUUUAGCUGGGGGAGUGUCCAAAGCUUGAGUUACUUCUGCCUUUUCCUUUUUAUUUCCUUUUCCCUCUUAAAAUAGGAGUUGUCGUAAUCAUGAAAUGUUUUUUUUUUCUCUUCCAUUUCCCUUAUUUUGUAUAUAGGAUUUGUUGGUGUGAUUUAAUUUGCCAUUUAAUCUCUAGGUUGCAGAAUGGUAAACUGGAAUUAAGUUGGAAAUGGAAGAGGAUGCCUCAUUAUGGAGAUCAGACUCAAAUUCUUCUUUUAAAACAAAAAAAGCAAAAGAAAGGGAGGCGGGAAAGACAAGGGUAUUUUUUAACGUAUUAUGAUUCAAAGAUGAAUCCAUAGUUUUGUUUUGUUUGUUUUUAAUUGGUGGCAGGGAGGGGGUAGCAGGAGGAAGGUAUAGCCAAUUGCUUGGUUUACUCAGUAAAGCUGGGGGGUAGGAAGGGACUUCCUGGAAGCUCAUGUGCUCUAAAGGCUAAACUUGUCCCAGACUUCUUUCUGGGGCUGCCUCUCCCUAACAGCAGCCAGUGCUUUUGGUCUUAUCAUUAGAGUAAGCAGUUACUCUGUUCAGUAAGUGACUUUAAUUAAAUGAGCACAAAAUGAACAUAUAACUUCAAAUUGUGAUAGAUGCUAUCAAGAAAAGGAUCAAAAUGCCCUGGGAUAAUAUAAAAGGGGGAACUAAUCCGGCCUAGGAGGUCAGAAAAGGUUUAUCUGAAAAGAGAUCUUAAACAUGAGAGGGGGAAGAGAAUUUUAGGCAGAGGGAACAGUGUGGCAGAAAGAAGCAUGAGACCCAGUUCCAGAGACUGAAGGGCAAAGGCUGAAGCUGGAGAGAGAGAGCAGGAUGCUCAGAGCCCUGCGGCUGCAGCCUUAGGAUUUACCCUGCAAUGCGAAAGCCAUUGAAGGGUUUUAGGCAGGAGGGUGGUGACAUGAUCAGAUUUUCAUUCUGAAAAUGUCACUGUAUCUGCAGUGAGGAAAACCGAUCGGAGCGACCCAGUAAAUGCGGUUAGGGAAUUAAACAGGACCUGCAAGGCUUCGGUCCAGGCUGCCGAAGGCGGGGGAGGCGAUUCCGACGCUCCGGCAGGCGCGCGGCUCCGCGGAAAACCGAACCGGCACACGUGGGCCAGGGUGCCCCGCCCUGCCGCGCUGACGCCGCCUGACUCGGCAGUCCCGGCUUGCAUUGGGCUCACGGCCCGGGAUCCCACACCCCACGCGCCGGUCCGCGUGGACGCCCAAGCCGAGGGAUUCCUCUACCCUUCCCUCCGCCCAGCCCCGAGGGACGAGUUCCCACCGCAAGCGCUCGGAACCAGAGCCAGCCGGGCGGGACGGCGCCUCCAGGCCACCAGAUGUUUGCCAUCCAGCCAGGGGUAGCUGAAGGGGGGCAGUUCCCGGGGGACGCGCCUCCUGGAGUAUGUCAGCCCGAGCUUCAACCAGACAGCAACUCCAACUUCAUGGCAAGUGCCAAAGAUACCAAUGAGAAUUGGCAUGGGAUGCCAGGCCAAGUGGAACCCAUACUGACGAGGAGCUUCUCUGAGUUGCCCUCUGACAACCAGGCUUUCCAGGAUCCUGGACUCCCUGAGGGGGAGGUCCGCAGCCCACCAGAGGGGGCAGAGAUCCCUGGAGCUGGGCCUGAGAAGAUGGGUGGUGCCAGCACAGUCUGCUCCCCUCUGGAGGACAAUGGCUAUGCCAGCAGCUCCCUGAGCAUUGACAGCCCUAGCUGCAGCCCUGAGCCUGCCUGUGGGACCCCUCCCGGCCCUGGCCCUCCAGCUCCCCUUCUGCCCUCGGUGGCCCAGGCCGUACAGCAGCUGCAGGCUCAAGAGCGCUAUAAAGAGCAGGAGAAGGAGAAGCACCAUGUGCACUUGGUGAUGUACCGUCGCCUGGCCCUGCUCCAGUGGAUCCGGGGCCUGCAGCACCAGUUGGUUGACCAGCAGGCCCGUCUGCAGGAGAGCUUUGACACCAUUCUAGACAACCGGAAGGAGCUUAUCCGCUGUCUCCAACAGAGGGCAGCCCCAUCCACAACCCAGGACCAGGGCUAAGGGCGUCUCUGUACAGGGGUGCAAGGGUUUAUGUAUAUAUUUGCAGGCAUGUGUGUGGUUGUGCACAAGCAAGUACAGAUUAUUUGCUGGUGUGAGUGCAGGGAAGCAUAAGUGAGUAUGUCAGUGCUAGCAUGUAGGCAGAUGCGCACAGGCCAUGUGAGAAGCAGCAGCCCUAUGUGUGAGUAUGUACAUAUGUGUAUGUAUAGUAUGUAUGUAGGAGGAAGUAAGUUUGUAUAUGCAUGUGUGGAUGGGUACCCCACGGUGUGUGUAUGUGUGCAUGAGUGAAGAUAUAUAUGCAAAAGAUGUGUGUUUCUGGAUGAGUGAGUUUGAGCGUGCAGAUUUGUGGUGGGUGUUUGUGAGUGAGCCCUUGUGUGUGCAGGCCUAUGUGUAGGGGUGCAUGUGUGCAGGUGCGUGCAUGGGAUGUAUACAUUAGGAGCAUGUAUAUUUGCAGGCUGACUCUGGAGCAAGUGUGUGCAAAUAUAUGUUCAGUUGCACACGUGGGGCCUCCAUGCAUACCUUAUGUUACCCGUGGUCUCCACUAGCCUUUUUUCUCCACAGGGUCCCACUGCUCCCUGGAGAGAAGGCUAGCCUGCUCUCAUUAUCUGAAGGCUGUGGCUGAGCCUUUCUCUUGGAUUUCUCGGCUACCUCUCCUUAUCCCUCCCCUUCACUCCUCCCAGAUCUUGCUCUGCUAAGGCUGUUGUCCCUGAUGGUGGAUUUGCUGUAGGAAGUUAGGUCGCUACUCUGGCCUACUAUGGCUUUUUGGCUGCAAUCUUGCCAAGGCAAUGGGUAGAGAACUGGUAUCAGGGAAGGGAGCUGGAAUGGUGAUGGACACCAUGGCAGGCAUGGAGGCGGGAUCAGAGGAGAAGAUAGGGGACUGUCCCACUUGAACUCAGCCAUUGGGCACGUGGGAGAUGGGGAUGGGGGAGAUGAUGAUGGCAGAACCCUGAGAAGACUAGGAGAAUGGGAAUUCUACAAUACCAGUUCCAAACAAAUCACACCUCUCCACUGCAAGGGAGCUGUUGCAAACCAUAUUGACUUAAGCUUCUGAUGGAAAGGAAUCUGUGUUAAUAUAAUGUCAUAUGUCAACUACACCGCAAUAAAAAAGAAAAAAGAAAAGGAAUGUGUGCUUUCUAAGCUUGCAAGGAGUGGAGAGGUGUUCCAAGGCUGCUGGAGAAAAAUCUUACUUCCCUCUCUGUGCUUCUACUUGCUGUGCCUCUCUGGCUGUAGCAACAUUAGGUGUCAAAUUAAUUUGGUCAAUUUCUCUGAAAUCAGACUGUCUGGGCCAGGAGGAGCCACAGUUUGGCUCUCCAGAGUGGGCAGUGUCAGUCCAGCCACUGGAAGCUCUUAGGAUGCUGGGCCAUACCCUCUUCUGUGAGUGCAUGGGCUUGACAGGCCCCAGCAGAGGAGAGGCUCCGUGAGGUGGAGAGCGGGUGAGUUCUGGAGAGAACCAAGGACUAAAGUAGUUGAGCUCCCUGCUUUGAUUUUGGGAGCCAAGAGGAUGCAAAAUCCUGAUAGGUGAGCAGUGACACAGAGGUCACUGAUGCCUCUGGCCCUGUCUCCCUAUCUGUAAAAUGAGUGGGUGCAUAGGUGAGAGGUAUAGGGAGUGACGCUGAAGCAAUGGCCCUGGGAACUCUGCGUCUCACUUUUGCAUGUUGAGUGUGAACCUGGCCUCUGGACCAACGAAGAUAAACUGGGGCAAAGAAAUUCA